Messenger RNA from Heterotrigona itama, 1006 nucleotides. Lineage: Eukaryota; Metazoa; Arthropoda; Insecta; Hymenoptera; Apidae. The record is from the annotation of a GenBank genome assembly.
AAUAUCAAUUAGAGUCAUGGAUGAAUUUUGUGAAGGAAGAAAACAAUUUGAAGAAUUCAGUAUUUAAUACGUGGAGUGUACUUGUAUAGAAAUCAGUUGUAUUUGUCAAGUUUCCUUCGAUCGAUGUUGUCCUUGCAAUCUAUAAUUAACGUACAGAAAAACGUCAUUGUGUUUCAGGAUGCUUUGGAUACUAAAAGGUGGUCGUCCAAGAACAGCCAAAAUGGGUACGUUCACAUUAUUGUCAAACGUUCGUAGUUUAGAUAAAUUAUUUAGCUAGCGACUGAAUAUGCAAUUUGAUUUAAAUUAAUUGAUUUCGAUUUAAAUUAAUCUCAAGUAACAUCAAUCAUAAUGUUAAAAAUUAUUAUCGAGCAAUUAUUGAAGGAAUAAUACUGAGAGGGACAGAGAAAUUCAUUGGUAUUGUCUUCUUUUAAUUCCAGCUACGAUCCAUCUCGCAAGUCCAACAUCUACGUGCUGGAGCUUGAGGAGAAGAAGAAAAGCGUACAGGAGUACGAAGAGGAUUACAAUCCUUACGAUCACAGAGACGUUACACAUCCAACUACGAGCUGGGAGACGCUGUUACAUCUGUUGAAAGGCAGCUUGGGCACUGGAAUCCUUGCGAUGCCAAAGGCUUUCUACCAUGCUGGAUAUGGUGUUGGCAUAGUGGCAACCAUAAUCAUAGGUAUAUUCUGUACUUAUUGCAUGAGGAUAUUGGUCAGCUCGGAAUACGAGCUUUGCAAGAGGAAAAAGGUAGCCUCGUUAUCUUAUCCUGCCACGGCGGAAGCUGCUCUGUCGGAGGGUCCAGCGCCGUUCAGGCGAUUUGCCAAGGCUUCUAUGUGAGUAUUUCGAUCGAGAAUUUUCGUCGAAACAUUCAGAUGAAUUUCCCCGAGAAAAUCUCUCUAUUUUCAAGAUUUACGAUUUUCGAAAUAUUUUUUAUACAACACGAUUCUUAAGGCAAUACUUUGGUAGUCAUCGAUCGCGUAAUACAGAUUUUGACGAAGAAUUAGAG